CAAUUUACAAAUGGUGGUUGCCAACUUCUUUCAUCGAAAUUUACAGAUAAAGGAUUUAUAAAUACCUCUUUCUUUUUCAUCAAGAAUUGCAAAAUCCCAGUGAAAAUUCCCCAGCUACCUCUUUCUUCUCUGUCCAUAAUCGGUCGUCUGAAUUGGAAAAAUGGGUCAGACGCUUGGUUGUAUUCAAGUGGAUCAGUCCAAUGUUGCUGUGAAGGAACAAUUUGGCAAGUUUCAAGAGGUGCUAGAGCCCGGCUGCCAUUGCCUUCCGUGGUGUUUUGGCUACCAAUUGGCCGGUACCCUAUCGUUACGUCUACAGCAGCUCAAUGUCCGCUGUGAAACAAAAACUAAGGACAACGUGUUUGUGAAUGUGGUUGCUUCGAUCCAGUACCGAGCACUGUCCGACAAAGCAUCUGAUGCAUUUUAUAAGCUAUCUAACACCAAAGAGCAGAUCCAAGCAUACGUAUUUUAUGUCAUCAGGGCAAGCGUACCGAAAAUGGACCUUGAUUCCACUUUUGAGCAGAAGGAUGAGAUAGCUAAAGCUGUGGAAAAUGAACUUGAAAAGGUAGCGUAAAACGUAUGCUCUUCACAGACGAUACAAAGCUUCAACUUACGAAAUGUAGACAGAGAGCUUAUGCCAAUGCGAAGAAAUGUGUCUUCAUAUCGAGAAUGCAUGAAUAUGCCUCCCUAUUUAUAGGCCAAGUCUACUACUCAUGGAGCAUGUAGAAGCAAUGCAGAGACGUUAGAUUGUAACGGUCGGCCGUUAGAGACGUUACAAAUGUCUAUCUUCGAGCAUGAACUUGGACAGAUGUAUCUAGACACCUCUCACGUUGAUGUUCGUUUUGGACGACCCGAUCAAUGAGCACGCAUGGACAAAUAUGUGUCCAAUGUGAGAUCAAUUAACAUCUCACUACACCUCAAUGUUUUAAAAACUAGACGGUUUGGUGAUGAACCAAUGCCUAGUUCGGUUCAGUUUGUGCUAUAAAAUUAGUACAGAAUUGGGCCAUUUUGGACCAGGUGAGUUGAUCAGUUCAGCCGUAAAUCGGUGACUGUGUAACCGAUUAGUCAUUAUAUAACACCGCUAUCACUCCAUCACGUACAUUUUAUCUCAAUCCAUCCUAGCUUAUUUUCCUAGUCACUUUUCACCUUCCCAUCCCAUCAUUUCUUGUUCAACUUUUACUAAUGUGCAAUUUAUGAUGGGAAGUUACUUUUUA
Messenger RNA from Salvia splendens (bonfire salvia), 1211 nucleotides. Its product is annotated as hypersensitive-induced response protein 2. Lineage: Eukaryota; Viridiplantae; Streptophyta; Magnoliopsida; Lamiales; Lamiaceae. The record is from RefSeq and is a predicted model, not a curated record. Gene Ontology annotation, cellular component: mitochondrion. Bases 161 to 571 code for a protein of 136 amino acids. The transcript has 4 exons.